AUGGCAGGUGCACCAGGCGCGAAUGGGGACGCAGCCAACGGCAUGUCGAUUCUGCCCAAGAUUCACGAAGCCCUCCAACUUAUACACGACCCGCGAGCUUCGAACCAGGCCCGUCAAGAAGCCCAGCAAUUCCUCGAGCAAGUCAAAUCCAUCGACGAAGCUCCUUCACACGGCUACACACUCGCUUCCGACAAGAACCAAAGUCCCUUCGUACGCCACUACGCACUCUCCUUGCUCGAACACGCCAUCAAACACAAGUGGAACAAAUACCCCCAAGAGCUCCAGGCCGCCCUCCGACAGUGGGUUUUGGAGCUUGCACGAGACGUGUCACGAGACGACCCGGUGUAUCUGCGGAACAAGAUAGCCCAGCUAUGGGUCGAAGUCGCCAAGCGGUGUUGGGCUGGGUCAUGGAUGGACAUGGACGCUCUGCUGGUACAACUGUGGCAGGUUCCCGAUUCCGCCGUACACAAGGAGUUGGUUUUACUUAUACUCGAGACGCUGUCUGACGAGAUCUUCAACUCGGACGACCCUGCCGUCGCCGUGCGAGAAGGCCUUCUCAGCAGGGCUUCCGUGGAGAUUUUUACACCGGCCGCUGUCCUCCUCGAAACCUUCCCCAACCGAGAGGCAGGACCUGAAGUCCGAUAUGGCGACGAAGGCUGGCUGGGCAGGAUCACACAAUUCCUGACCCAAUGCCUGUCCGGCGAUGUACAAAAUAAUGAGGAGCUACGGAGCUGUGCCGUCCGAGCCUUUGCUGUGCUUUUCUCACUGAUGCCUUGGGUCAUUCCGAAUGCUGCGACGGCUACUGGGUGCGUGCCCGCCAUGUGUCAAGGUCUGCGAGCCUCACACAUUUCUGUGCAAAAGGGUGCUUUGGAGGCUAUGCAUGCUCUGUACUCACGCAACAGUCUUGUGGAUCAAGAGUUUCUCGACUUGGUCGUACCACUGUACAACAGCCAGUCAGUGGAAGUGUUUGGACAGUUAAUUCAGUGGUCAACAGUAGAUGCUGAAGAUAUCGACGACGAUAAGUACCAAUUCGGCAAAAAGCUGUCAGAGGUUCUUUCCUUCCUCGGAAAUUACCUGGACCGCCGGUUUGCAGUCCUGCCCAAGGAUCCUGAACGUGUGGAUUUCCAGGGUUUUCUCCAGCUGCUGCUUAUGGUGGUACAAAGCCAGAGCUUAAUAGUGUCAAUCCCUGUGCUUGUUACUUGGACGCGGCUGCUGGGUCACCGAUCACUGGGCCAAAGCAUUGCUGAAUUGCCUUCCUUUAUCGGCCCCUUGCUAGAACUUUGUGCCUCGAGAUUGGUGCGCUACGAAAGUCUUCCGGAAGAUACACAGGAUGCUACGUAUCUGUUCCUGCUGGAAGACACGGACACGGUCCCCGAGCGGCAUGCGUUCCUUGGCAACUACCGACGAUAUGCUUCCACUGUGAUUGAGCACAUAGUCCAACUCAAGCUCGCCGAUGCUGUCCAGCAUGUCCUGAGCCAAACGGAAAACGUUCUGCAGCAUCUCUAUGAUGGCCAGCCAGGGUUCAACCCUUCGACCUAUGAGAAGAACUCCUCUGCCGUGCUGCGAGUCGAUGCACAGGCCACAGUCAUUGAAGCCGCACUCAGAGGCUGCAUGAAAUGGAGAGGCAGGUCUGAUAUUCAAGCCCAAGACAUAGGCGCUCUAGAAGAUAUGUUGGAGGGCUGGGCUACCCGCUUGCUCUCCAUGUCUUUCGAAGACCCCCUCAUACGAAAACGCGUCCUUCAACUCUUAGUAGUGUUCUCCACAACAGCACUUGAUCGAAAACCUCGAUUCAUGCUCAAGGUGCUUGAGCAUAUUCUCCUAACCUGGCCAGCGCAUCAGCCCGACUAUCGGCAAUACAAUGAUGCUAUUAAGGAUUUGCAGACAGAAAGUAUGCUCGAAUUGCAAAGGCUUGCGGCAAAAAUGCCCGACCAUCUUCUGGACGUGUACGACCAGAUUUCUGCAAGGGUCAAUGAGAUGAUUGCAUCAGGAACCAUGGACGAGAAACGUCAAAUUACAUAUCAGACGUUUCUCUUCACAAUCAUCCAUCGGUGCAGUCGUCUCGACAAGGAGACAAAGGUCCAGAAGCUCCAAGAAUUCAUAGAGCCUGUCAAAGCACAAUGGCGCAACGAGGAGCUCAAGCAAGCGUUGGCGUCCUACAGCGGAUUCUGCCAGAUGAUGGGACUGGACAAAGCUCAGGACUACCUUGCACGAAAGCGAGUACAUGAGGUCAAAGACUGGGGCUCCAUGCCUCUAGACGACGAGGGCAAAGCUCUGCAAGCUGAGAUGGAGGAGAGACAGGCGGCGCUGCCCCUGCGGCCGACCAAAUCAAUGCUUACCGCCUCAAUCGAAAAAAUCGAUAAGGAGACUGUCGCCUACAAAACCGCUUGCUUGCUAUGGCAAGAUGGGUUCCCUGUCAUCCUUCCAGAGCUAUUGAACUUCCUUAGUCACGCUCACGCUUCCGCUUCCCCUGACAGCUGGGCUGGUCUGCCACAAGAAAUGAAGUCCAUAGUAGGCCGCGUUUUGACAGACCGUUUCUGGCAAGCAGGCAUCUCAGAAGGCUCUAAGGAUGAAUUUUACGCUCGCGUGCUGGACAAAAAACACACAAUGGAGGGCCUCGGUUCUACCAUUAGAGGUACCAUCAGGUUUGUCCGAGAAUCUGUCUACGCGAUACUGUACUGCAUGAGUCGUUUGGACGUGCAGUUCUACGGUUUCAAAGAACUACCAGGACCUCUAGCCAACGCGCUCAUGGCAAAUUCUUAUUCCCUCUCACCGCAUCAACAGAUCAACCUACUCAACCUCGUCCGAUACCUGGUCGACAACUGUCCAACAGACCUCCGUGACCACUUCCUACCACCGUUGAUGGCAGCAUGUUUUCAGCAAAUGGAUGCCAAGAUUACUUCUGAGUGGGAGACACUGGAGAACCAGAGGGGCGUGCAAGCUGGUGAAGCCGCACUGGCUGAGGAGAUGAAGUCAGAAAGCAUAUUGAGACAGCUGACAUACACUGCGGUGAUGAUGGUGGCCGAUUUCCUGGAUCCUGCCAGGAUGAACCUGCCCUUAUCAAAGGCUGCUGGCAACACGACAAGAUACGCAACGCUUCGCAAGUUCUGUUUGAUGCGAUCUGAGAUCGUAGAACCUCUACUCAUGUUCUGCACGCAUGUCAUCCGAGUGCGGGACACGCGUUGUUGCAGCAUCAUGUUACGAGUAUUCCGAUCCAUUGUUCCUGACUUCCGCACAGUGGAGGGCAUGGAAGUUAGUUCUGACAAUGACAAAGACAGCAACAUUGACAAUGCACCAAUACCUGCAAACACUGCAUCGAUGAUACGCGAGUACAUCUCCAGCGACGUCCUGAGGUCUUGCGUCCAGUCCAUCAACGAGCCCUACUAUGUGGAACUACAGAAAGAGAUUGCCACGUUCAUCGGGGCUAUUAUCUCGUACUACAGCCCACUUACCCAAACUCCAAGACAAGUACUCCUUUCGAUCCCCAAUUUGAGACAGGAAGAUGUGGACGAAACUGUUGACAAGAUCAGAGAAACACCAAACUCCAAGGUGCAACGUAACUACGUGCUGCAGUUGUUUAGUGAGCUCAAAGGUGUCAGUAUAUCUGAGAUGGGAAAGUUGGGUACGGGAGUUGGUUCUUUGUCAUCGACGCGGAAGUCGCAUGCCAAGAAGGCGUCGCGAAGUCAGAUGGCCCAAGGAUUCAUGACUCCGGCUGCUCCGCAAGGCACCAACGGAGACUACUCUGGAGCCAUCAAGGCAGAAGAGGGUCUAGAUGGAGUGGCCGGGCUGUUCAAUCAAUAG
Molecule: messenger RNA, 3798 nt
Organism: Truncatella angustata
Lineage: Eukaryota; Fungi; Ascomycota; Sordariomycetes; Amphisphaeriales; Sporocadaceae
Product: armadillo-type protein
Exons: 8
Coding region: 1-3798 (1265 amino acids)
Biological process (GO): protein export from nucleus; RNA export from nucleus
Cellular component (GO): RNA nuclear export complex; nucleus; cytoplasm
Molecular function (GO): small GTPase binding; nuclear export signal receptor activity; RNA binding
Source: RefSeq, a predicted model, not a curated record